AUGGACCUGACGGCCGUCCUCCUCAUGAUUGCCGGGCGGCCCCUUUUUCGGGCGGCGGGGGUGACGCCGACGCCGGCAUGGUUAGAGGCACUCUUGUCGAACAAGCUCCAGACGUUGGCCGUGGUCCUCCUUGGGAACACACUGGUUACCUCGCUCUCCGCAACCGGCGCCUUUGAAGUCACGUACUACGAGCCCUCCCCUCUUCCCCCGGAAGAGGAGGGGAGGGAGGGAGGGAGGGAGGAAGGGGAGGAGGACGAAGCAUGGAUUCCGCACCUCAUCUUCUCGAAGUUGGCCAUGGGCCGCAUGCCGACUGGCGACGAGAUCUUGACGGGCUUGGCGGAAAGGGGUCUGGUCGAGUAA
Nannochloropsis gaditana CCMP526 is the source of this 360-nucleotide messenger RNA. Its product is annotated as selenoprotein t. The coding region runs from base 1 to 360 and encodes 119 amino acids. The transcript has 3 exons. The record is from RefSeq and is a predicted model, not a curated record.